Messenger RNA from Prorocentrum cordatum, 2643 nucleotides. The record is from the annotation of a GenBank genome assembly. Lineage: Eukaryota; Dinophyceae; Prorocentrales; Prorocentraceae.
AUGGCGCCGCGCCCAUUCUCAUGGUGUGCCUGCGGCAACUGGACGUACAACUUCCGCCUGCUGCACAACGGCGGAUUCUGUGGCAAGUGCGGGGAGCAGGUCACACUCUUCAAGCCUGACGCUGCAGCGGCGAAAGGCAACGGCAAAGGUAAGAAAGGCAUCCACAGUUACAAAGGCGGCAAGGGCGAGGACAAGUCGGCGUGGCACUUCGGCAGUGGCAAAGGCACGCACCCGUGGUCCAAGGAGCCUGACAUCUCGCAGAUGCUCAGCAUCCUAUCGAAUGUCCCCGCCCUCGCUGAGCACGCCGACGUCUUCCGCCAGGCGGACAGCUCCUUCAAGGCGAGCAAGGCAAAGCCGGUAUCGCCCAACCAGGAGGUCUACCGCUGCAGCCAGACCCUGGAGAAGAAGGAGAUGGCUCUUCAGAAGGCCUCGGCAGACGUCAUCAAGCUGGAGACGGCACUCCAGGAGGCCAAGCUGUGGCUCCGCCAGACGGCGGAGGAGGCCCUCUCCGCGAAGCGGGCCCACACGCUGGCGGUCAAGGCCCUCGCCGACUCCACGGGCGCCGCCAAGACGCAGGACGGCUACACCGCGGACGGCAAGAAGAUCUACCUCGCGAUGGAUGAGUUCGACUUCGCUACCAGCGAUGAGUUCGACGACGCGCAGAAGGCCCAGCUCAAGGCCAUCCAGAAGCAGGUGGAGGAGCACUGCAAGAAGGUGGAGGACCUCCAGAAGACCAUGCAGGAGGCGCUCAAGAGCGUCAAGGAGAUCCGAGCUGCCCCUGCGAAGCGGCAACGUGGUCAGGACGGUCCCGUCCCUGGUCCUGGCGCAGCAGAAGCUGAAGGCCCCGACGAAGACCAGGCACAUGCUGCGGAGGACGGCCCCACCAUCGCAGUCUCAGAGAGCGACAUCGCCGCCAAGAUCGCGAGCGCCAGGGAGGCCACGCUGGCCAGCAUGGGCGACUUCCCUCCCCUGGGCACUGGCAAUGGCCUCUCCUGCAGUCGGGCCCCCGUUCCAGAGAAUUACGAUGCGACGUACUUCUUCUCGAACAUCUCGGAGUGGGGCCCGCGGGCGGAGGGGUUCAUGAAAGCCCAGGCGGAGCAGUACGACGUCAUAGGAUUCGCGGAGAUGCACAUGCGAGGCGUGAAGGUCCUAGACUUCACAGAGAAGAUCAGCAAAGACGGAUGGAAGGCCGCCGUCACCGCCGCAGCACCGUCGGGCAGGGCAGCUGAAGGUACGACGGGCGGCGAAGCCAUCAUAUCCAAGCGUUCACUGGCCACCACGACGUUCGAGGGGUGGCGCAAACACGAGAUCGAACGGUCUGCAGUCGACCCCUUUCAAGGAUUUUGCCAUACGACAUGGCACACGAAGGCUGGCAACAUCGUCGUCAUCUCCGCGUACAUGCAGCCGAAGCACGGCUUCAAGGGCCCCAACGAAGCGGACCCGAACAGCAAGCGCCAGAAGUUGCUAGCCGAGCGGCACCAGCGGGCAAAGGCCAGACUCCAGGAGGAGCUACAGGACGCAUACGAGGAGCUCCACAGCUGGCCAACCACGCAGGACACACACAGCAACGACUCGAUCACCUUCGAUAUACCGAUUGAGGUGCGGCACUCGGCAGCAGCUACGGUGGCAGGACUGGCAGAGGACAAGGGCAAACACGUGAGGAUGGAGUCGAACGACGGCCAGGACAACUACCCCUCCUCCCACUUCCUGCUGACCCGUGACAUUGAGGCGCAGAAGAAGGUUGCCAAGGCGUUCGGCGACUGGGUGCAGACAGUGGAGAAGGCCACGCUCAAGCACCACAACAUUCCCGAGUCCGAUUGGAAAAAGUAUGAAGGCAGGGCCAGAGAGCAUGGGAUCACUUGGCGAAGAACCCGUGCUACACCAGCCCGUACACACAUGCGGGACCCAAUCGUGGAAUGGUGGCAUCUGGCAACGACGAUUAUUCCCAGAUAUCAGCGAAUGAGGCGCAAGUUCGCAGAGCAGGACUACAAGCGCAUGGCAAUAAAAAUGCAGGAGCUGCUACACAUUGCCACCGAGAACAACUUCUUUGACAAGUACAACGACCCAGAGGACAAGAGGACCCUGGAGGAGUGGACUAAGGCCAUCACCGACUUAGACGGGCAGAACAUCGACUCGCUGCAGGCCCUACUGGAGUUCGGCCUGAGGUUUCAAGCCCGCGCGGUGGGUACUGGACUCGCCAACGGCAGGCGGGCGUUUGCAAGCUGGGUCACACGCAUGUGGAAGCAGGCUCCAGGUGCGUUACACCGACAUGUGAAGCCAGCUACUACUCGACGAGACGAGCACUUCAGUGACGAGGGCAACACCUAUGCCACACCCUGCGAGAUCAUGGACCGCAGAGCUGACUUCUGGGAGAACAUCUGGUCCGACCCCAGCUCCGACCACAAGAGUAUCCUCGACGGCCUCAAGUUUGUCACGGAGCAAGCCAAGAGGGAGGACGUGCACCCGAUCGAGCUGGAGCACCUGGACCACCUGCUGGCGAAGCAGAACCCGAAGAAGGCCAGAGGAGUCGACAACCUCGGCCCGCUGGAGGUGCAACGACUCCCAGAGCCAGGACGGAGGCAGAUGGUGGAGCUCCUCAAUCUCUGCGAGAACCACCUCAUGUGGCCUCAUCAGAUUUUCACG